CCCAUUCAGUAUUUGUACACUUUAAAUUUGAUUUCAUCUAGUAAUACAUCAAUUUCUUGUGUUGACUUUCAGUUAUCGGAAACCUUAGCACAGCGUCUCAGAGGCCAGAUCGAAGGUCAGCAAGCUGCUGCGGCAGCUGCAGCAGCAGCUGCUCAGAAGGCAGAACAGGAAACAGCCCAGCAGGAGCCAUUGCAUGUUUCACCACCCCCUCCCCCUCCUCCCCAGGCACCCAUAUUUCCCACACCACCACCCUCUUUCAUUGAAAAGCCGCUUCCCAUAUCUCCCGAACCUCCCAAAGUUCCCGAAGUGGUUCCCAUCCCCGAGCCCCCUAAAGUCCCCGAUGUAACACCAAUACCAGAGCCACCAAAGGUUUCGGCCGCUCCAGAGCCAGUUGUUCAAGAACCCCCAGAGGCUCUGGUGUCAGAGCCACCAGCAUUCCUGGGUGAGUUCCUCCCUCCGGAUAGUGUAGAUGUUGAGCCGUCUUUGCCUCUUAGUAGUGAGAAUGUUCCCUCCGACGAGACUUCUCUCUCUGAUUCCUCUCAGUCCCCUCCCCUUGAACCAGCCCAAAUUGAGGCAGUGGACGACACUAACAGUCAGAUUUCAGAGCCCAAACAGUCCGUAGAGACUGAAGUCUCUGAGCUGGAGAGUCCUGCUUCUGUUGAGGAAAUUGUUGCUUUUCCUGCUGACUUUGCUGAACCUUCUGUUCCACCGGUUGCAGAGGAGUUGAGUGCUGUUGAAGACGCUGUCAUCACAGGCAAAGUUAUUGAAGCUGUGCUGCCCUCUCCCGAAGCUCUUUUGUCUGCAGCCUUUGCAAGUGAUCCCAUAGACACGACACAGUCUACUCCCAACGAAAGCGUGGGUGAGGUUCCAGUUGUUCCACCUCUGCCGCUUGUCGAGGGAACCAUUCCCACUCAGAUACUGCCAGAGGUUCCGUCCCCUCCAGAUGUUAACAUUGCAGUCAGAGCUGCUCCUAGCCCAACGUUGACACAGCCAGCUGGGAACAUACCGCCGUGGUCCAUUUACGCCGAGGAGGCGCACCUGAUGGUCAUGAGAUUACGCGAGGAGAAAGAACAAGAAAUCAAGAAACUCAACCAAGAUUGGCGUGAUAAGCUGGAUGCCAGAGAAAAGGAGUUCAUCAAGAUGGCACGCCUCUCUGAGGACCAAGUGGCCAGCACCCUGAAGGAAGUGGAAGGAUUGUUCAUGAAGGCUUCCUGUUCUCCCGUCUGCCAAAAUCACCAGGAUGCCGUCAUGCAUUGCUACCAGGACCAUCCCCGCCAGUCCCUUCGAUGUGCCAGGGAGGUGGAGCAGUUUGCACAAUGUGUGGAUCUUUCGCGUCUGCAAUCAGUCAUGAAGCAAGAAGCACACUGAGGUAUCACGCUAAAUGCCACAUCAAGCACUGCGUCAGCUACAAAAAGCACUUCGAAGUAAGCGGACUGCGAAGGAAUCUAUUAGCAGACUAAAUGUACAGCAUUGUUUCUUUUGUUGGAAAAAAAAGAUGUAUAUGUCAUAAGAUUUUGAAUAAGAUUCAUAUUGUACAGUCAUAAUCUUUUAUUAAUUAAAAUAUUUACAAAAGAA
Macrobrachium nipponense is the source of this 1575-nucleotide messenger RNA. RefSeq lists its product as uncharacterized. Gene Ontology annotation, biological process: inner mitochondrial membrane organization. Gene Ontology annotation, cellular component: MICOS complex. The record is from RefSeq and is a predicted model, not a curated record. The transcript is spliced from 5 exons. Lineage: Eukaryota; Metazoa; Arthropoda; Malacostraca; Decapoda; Palaemonidae. The annotation marks the transcript as partial.